Molecule: messenger RNA, 852 nt
Organism: Symbiodinium natans
Lineage: Eukaryota; Dinophyceae; Suessiales; Symbiodiniaceae
Source: the annotation of a GenBank genome assembly
AUGGUAGCCUCGAUCUUCGGUCAUUUCUACCUCGCGAGCACUUGCUUCAUCGCGGGCAAAUCGCUGACGACUUUGCGGAGGGGCGCCCUGGCCUUGCCCGAAGCACGACUCGUGCGCUGGCAAGGAUACCCGGGACGGCUCCUGUCAGGUUGCCAAGGCUCCAAGAAGCGGACGGCCACGCCGGAUCUGCCGAUCACCGCUUGGCGAUGCGAGAUUUGGACUGAAGGUUUGUUCUCCCUUCUCUUUUGGGCCCUUGGCUGGCUCGAGGCAGAGGCAGCGACCGCGAGACAGGCCUCCGAGCUGUGCAUUGACUGGACCGACCCGCGCAUCCUCUUGCACGGUGGCAGCGCGAGGUACGCAGACAAUGCCUGGAAUCAUUUCUUUGAGCAGCCCACCGGCGAGGAACUCUCGACCGACUGUCUUGAGGGCGCAGCGAGCGCCGGCCGCCUGAAGAUCGUUGUCCGCUUCGGCCCCCCUUGGUUCACGAAGUUCGGCGAAUUCCGUGGGGCCGACGAAGGCAGCGGCGAGUUCGAAGGAAUCCGAGGUGGUCGCCUUGACGACCAGACUGCCUCGGCGGGCCGCGAGGCCAUCAGGCGAUGGAUUCGAGUCCGCCCACGCAUUCGACAGCGGGUCACGGAGUGGUGCGAAGGUCAUGCUGAGGCCUUGGUCGGCUGCCUCGCUGUGCACAUCCGCCGCACGGACAAGCUGGAGCAGUGCAGGUCAAACCAGUGGUCUGAGCAGCAAUUGGCAGCACAGAUCUACGCGUUUAGCGCCGCUCUAGGUCUUCACUCCGUGCUCCUCUGCAGCGACGAUGCGGCGCUGAAGCUGCGCCUUGCAAAGCGGCUCGCUGAC